Messenger RNA from Podarcis lilfordi (Lilford's wall lizard), 16873 nucleotides. The record is from the annotation of a GenBank genome assembly. NCBI's taxonomy places the organism in Eukaryota, Metazoa, Chordata, Lepidosauria, Squamata, Lacertidae.
AUGUCAAAGUGGGGCUGGGCAGCAGCAGUAGCCGCUGGAGCAGCAGUUGUAUUCGUUCUGCUGCCUGCAGCUCCUUGGAUUCUGCAAGAUGUGGAGGCAGAGGUGAGUUGGGGGGGCUGUGCUUGGCAAGGGAAGCUGAUGGAAUGUGGUUGACAGGAAUUGAGGGGGGGGAGGAAUUUAGAGGGGGGGUCUCUUCGCUGUUAGAUGGGAGCAGCUUUCUACAGAGAGGAAACAUUUGUCCCUGGAAAGGGGAUGCAAAUUAAACAAUACCAGUUCCGUUCAAGUUCAUGGUGGAGGGAGGAGAGGUUGCAAAGGGGACUGGUCAAAGGUAAGACCUUUGCAGGGCAAUCCUAGGCAUGCCUGCGACUCAGAAGGAAGUCUCACUGAGUUCCGUGAGGCUUACUCCCAGGUGAGUGUGCACAGGGCUGCAGCUUUGAAUUCCUUCUUCCAUGCACACCUCCCUGCCCCUCUCCCUGGUAGCUUCUCACAAACCCCUUUUCCUUGACAGCCUCAAUUCGCUGGAGGCUCCCAAAAGGUGCUUGAGGAAUUUCUCCACAUGGCAGCCAGCCAGGAAGACUAGCAUUUGCAUAGCUUGAGGUUAAGGGGAGUGGCAUGUGUGUGAGAGAGUGGGGGGGGGGGGGAGAACAUGGGAUCCUCCAAGUUUAAGACUAGAAUGGGGCUUUCAGCUGGAAUGGCUCAAAAUAUUUGCUGAAUGGCCUCCCCUGCCCUUGCUUUUUUGCAGGGGGACGAAGCAGCCCAAUCUGUUGUGGCUUCUGCUACUUGGCAACCCAACAAAGGCUUGACCAGAAGGAGGCGCUAUGCAAUCAACCCUCUAGGCUACAAAUGGGACCACGUGAAUCUGACCUACAAGUAAGCAUGUUUAUUUGGGGUGGGGAACCAAUAGCCUGCUUAUUGCAGGCUUACUAAAUACAGUGUCACAGGGCAACUUAUUGUUAUAAGAUUUUUUUUUUUUGGAGCUGUCGUGUUGCUCUGUACUACUAGAUUUGAUGCUUUCCAUCUCUGCUUGACAACUGGACUACCUCCCGGUGGGUGUGCAUGUUACCUCAUGUAAGGUCCUCCAGACAAUCUGUUUUUUGAGCAUUCACCCUGAUUUGCUUGUGCAAAGCUUCCAUGGGGGUUUAAUGUCCGCUAAGCAUUUGUUCUGAUUGGUUUUCAGGGAAGUUAAAUGACAACGAACAUUUGUUGUGAUUUGCUUUUGCAGCAGUUAUACAUCUUAUCAUCAAACUAUUUCACCUCUUUUAUUCCAUUUCUCCAUCACUUUCCUAACUGCAAAAAUUCAAUUUUUCAAAAGUGGAUUUUUUGUGUGCCAGAGUACGGAAAAAAAAGUGAGCCAGGAAGGGCUGGGCGAUGGGCUCCGUGUGGUGGCAAAUGCCUCCCUCUGUGAGGGAGUCUUCCCAAACCUGCUUAAAGAAGCUGCACCCAGCCAAUAUGGCCAACUAUUGCCCAGUCUUAAAUCUUCCAUUCUUGGGCAAGGUGAUUGAGUGGAUGGUUGCUGAACAAAUUCAGACACACUUGGAGGAUGCAGACCACUUGGAUCUCUUCCAGUCGGGAUUCAGGCCUCAUCAUGUGACUGAAACUGCCUUGGUUGCGCUGGUUGAUGAUCUCUGGUGGGCCAGGGACCAAGGUGAAAGCUUUCCUAGUUCUGCUGGAUCUCUCAGCGGCCUUUGAUACCAUCGAUCAUGACAUACUUCUGGACCGUCCAGAGGAGUUGGGAGCUGGGGGCACUGUUAUACAGUGGUUCUGCUCCUUCCUCCUGGGCUAUGUCCAGAAAGUGGUGUUGGGGGAUGAGUGUUCAGACCCCUGGGUGUUCACUUGUGGGGUGCCUCAGCGCUCCAUCCUCUCCUCCAUGCUUUUUAACAUCUAUGAAGCUGCUGGGAGAGAUCAUCAGGGGGUUUGGGCUGGGUGUUCAUCAGUAUGCGGAUGAUACCCAGUUCUACCUCUCUUUUAAAUCAGAACCAGUGAGGGCAGUGAAGGUCCUGUGUGAGUGUCUGGAGGUGGUUGGAGGAUGGAUGGCGGCUAACAGAUUAAGGUUGAAUCCUGGCAAGACAGAAGUAUUGUUUUUUGGGGGGGGACAGGGGGUGGGCAGGUGUGGAGGACUCCCUGGUCCUGAAUGGGGUAGCUGUGUUCCUGAAGGACCAGGUGUGCAGCCUGGGAGUCAUUUUGCACUCACAGCUGUCCAUGGAGGCGCAGGUUAAUUCUGUGUCCAGGGCGGCUGUCUACCAGCUCCAUCUGGUACGCUGGGAAGACCCUACUUGCCCGCAGACUGUCUUGCAAGAGUGGUGCAUGCUCUGGUUAUGUCCCGCUUGGACAACUGCAAUGCGCUCUACAUGGGGCUAGCUUUGAAGGUGACUCGGAAGCUACAACUAAUCCAGAACGCGGCAGCUAGACUGUUGACUAGGAGUGGCUGCUGGGACCAUAUAACACCGGUCCUAAAGGAUUUCAAUGGCUCCUAGUGUGUUUUUGAGCAUAAUUCAAAAGUAUUGGUGCUGACCUUUAAAGCCCUAAAUGGCCUCAGCCCAGUAUACCUGAAGGAGUAUCUCCACUCCAGUUGUUCAACCCAGACACUGAAGUCCACCUCCAAGGGCCUUCUGGUGGUUCCCUCACUGCGAAAAGUGAGGUUACAGGGAACCAGACAGAAGGCCUUCUUGGUACUGGCACCCUCCCUGUGGAUUUUGCCACUGGUAUGCAUGGCUAGACCUGGUGGUUUUUUGCACGUGGGGUGGUGGUAACGUGACAGUAUUCAUAUUUCAAUGAAAGUGGUGAGGUUGCCAUCACGAAAGAGAGAGAAAGAGACGUGAGUAGCAUCACCCAAAAAAUACUGGCUAGACUGACCAUUUGAGGAUUGUAUCCUCCCUACAGCACCCCCUGGUGGAAGAACCUGCCAGCACAAGAGUUUGAAAUCACCCCAGUCUUCCGCUGCUCAUAAUGUUCCUGGUUAUGCUUUUCCCCUGGCUUGCUCUCUCUACCUCUUUCUGGCUGCAGGAUUGUACAGUUCCCCAGCACCCUCAACAAGGUGGACACCGAGCGAGCCAUAGCGAGCGCCUUUCGCAUGUGGAGCGAUGUUUCUCCCCUCAGCUUCCGGCGCUUGGCCCCUACCCAGCUGGCAGACAUCACUAUAGGUAGGAGCUGUAUAAUGAACCCAUCCCUAAUGCAAUAUUACUGUGUCAGGAAUAUGUUGCCCAAGGCACCUGCCAUUGCACACCAGUCUGGAGGGGCCACUGCCCUAAUUCUGCCCAUCACCCCAUUCCCUUACUGUCAGUCAUUUUCCCACCAGCUCCUCUGUCACUGUAGAGAGCAGUUUCCUAGUCGCUUUUCAUAUUCCAAGUGGCAAGUGAAGCUGUUGCUUCUAGAAACAGUUUUGAGGAGCAGGUAAGAACCUCAGGCGCUCCCAGCUGCUGCAUCAAGACAAAGGCCCAUCUAGUUCAGCAUCCCUGCUCUUGCAGUGGCUGAAUAGAAAUCACAGAACUGUAGAGUUGGAGGGGGGACCCUGAGGAUCAUCUAGUCCAACCCCUGGUAAUGCAGGAAUAUGCAGCUGUCCCCUACAUGGAUCGAACCUGCAACCUUGGCAUUAUCGACACCAUGCUCUAACCAAGUGAGCUAUCCAGGCUGAUGCCUAUGGGAAGCCCCCAGGCAGGACCCAUGGGCAACAGCAACUAGCAUUCAGAGCCUUACUGCCUUUGAUAGGGCAGGUAUAUCUUAGAAGGGGUUGCGAUCUUCUUGUCUCCAAGAUCUAUUCUGCAUAUCACAUAUGUGACUGUAGUGGUGCCAUUUUGAUUUUUAUUCCACAUGUGAAAACGCUCAAGGUUGGGACUACCCUGGAAAUAUUAGAAAGUGCCUGUGAUGGUGCCCAGAUGCCGUGGGUUGGUCUGCCUUGUGCUCCCAGACGUGGAUUUAGCUCAGCACAACUGGUUCCCCUGCCCUGGGCGUAGAGCUGAGGGAAGUGCCACAGGGCCUUGCAACUAUGACACAAGGCGUGUGCAGAAUGGAAGGCGAGAGGUGGGGGGGACGGGACGGGACACAACCAAAUUUUGACCUUGCACAGGGCACCGCUGAAAUUUGAAAGACCAAAGUCCACCCCUGGUGCUUCUCUACCUCCUUCCCCUCCCUUCUGCUACUGUUUUAACAUCUCUUCCAAACUGCUUCUGGCGUAACCCAAAGAGCGGAAGAGAGACUUCCCCUGGCAGAUUUAUUACAUCUGGGCUAGUUGGAGAAAGUUCAAAGGAGCUCAGCAGAGAUGAAAAAGGCAGCAGAGGGAAUGGAAGACACAUGGAGAGAGGCAGCAGGAGUGGGAUUUAUUUCGCCUGGAUGCAGGAGUGUGGGGGAGAACAAGAGAAAAUGUUGGUCUAAAUGGGUGAUUGUUACUUAAACAGAGGGGCUGUAGGAGAACGACUUGUGUCUUGUGUUUCUGAAGGGAGAUUUGGUAAGCGACAAAUAUCCAACAUAAAAUAAGUUGGGGAUUCCUAGCCCUGCUUUGGUUCAAGGAAAUGGUUUGUAGAGGUUGCCAACAUGUUGCCUUCCAGAUGUUGUGGGCAACCAUUCCCAUGGCCACUGGCCACUGGCCAUGCUGGCUGAAGCGGAUGGGAGUCUGAUACAUAACGUUGGCUACCCCUGGUUUAGAGUCUGGUGAUGCUACAUCUUUGUCUCAUCUAUGAUUGUGGGAUUCACACCUUUUCUCAGAUAUUUUCUGCUGCAUCAGGGCACCCGGAUCAUAGGACAGGGGCUCAGAACCUAUUCUCUUGACUACAAUACAAUGCUUCUUUCAAUUCUGUGAGCCGCCCUAAGGGGUGGUUGAUGAAGGGCGAUGUGUAAAUUUAAUAAAUAAACAUAAUAAAUAAAAUAAUCCUAAUUUCAGCAGGGGAGAGGAACCCCUGAGGGCAUCAGGAAUGGCCUCUACAGGCACCAUGUUGGAACACCCCCUACUCUAAGAUAAAGACCAUGUCUGUAUUCAUUUAGACUCGGCUUCUUGCACUUUUGCCAAUCACUAGUAGGGAGGCUGGAGAAAUUUAUUCACAACACACAUACACCCCACGUGUUGUUAGACUCUUCUUCAGAGCCUCAAAAUGCAAAGGAGAAAAGGCUCCUUUGGUGUUAACGGAUAUAAGACCUUUAAAAUGAAAGCACAAUUUUUGUUCUUUCUGCUGCUUUCUUCUCUCUCUUCCUGCAUUCCGAUUCUAUAGUUCUACAAUUUCUCCCAGAGACCCCCCUAAAUUAUGGCUUAGUUCUCAGUGAGGCAGGGAAACCUGAUUCUGGCCUGUACCACUUCAGUUUGCUGGUGGGGGGGGGGAUGACAGGACUGAAUGCUCCUCCAGAAAAAGUUCCAGCACACAGAAAAUAAAUAAUCUCAAGGAGAUGGCUUUUCUGCCUGACUUGCUAGCUUGCCAGGUGGAAUGGAAUUGUUUUUGUGUGGGCAAACAUUCAGUCCAGAAAUCUUCAAUAAAAGGAGAUUUCUGAACGUCUCAUAUUUGCUUGGCUCCUGGUCUGCAGAACAGGGAAGCACGGCAUUCUCUUACCCCACAAAAACAAAACCUAACACCUACCUCUGUGGUUCUCUUAUACUGCUUCUGCCACCACCGUUCAGUUUAACUUAUUCCCCCAGUAACCUGGCAGCUGUGAGGUACAGGAGUAAUAUUAAACCAGUCAGGUACAGAUACAACAUUUAACAAAGGUAUUUGAAUAAAUAAAUUGAAUAAAUGAAAUACUUGCAUUUAUUUAUUACAAGAUUAUUCUGUGCCCAAGCUUAUCUGGUCCCUUUAAAAUAGCACUGGCUCUUUGGAUGAGUCAACCGAAGAAGGUAUAGGGUUAUAAAGGCCAGGACUAGCCGCCUGAGAAACAGUUUCUACACAAAUGCAAUUCUGGUUCUAAACGCAGCAUAAGGGGUCUCUGUAGUAUAGUGUAUUUUAAAAUGGGGUUUUAGAGUUUUUAGGGGUUUUUGAAUGUUUUAUGUAGUUUUUAUGUAGUUUUAUGUAGUUUUGUGGUAGUUUUAUGUAGUUUUUCAAUUUCAUUGUUCCGCAAGGGACAAUAACAAUAAAGAUAUCGUAAUCGUAAAAACUUGUUACUGUCACUUGAAAUGGCAAUUACUUAUUGUCCCAGGACAGCUUGAAGGAAGCAGUUCAUCCCCCCUAUUAAAAACCCUUUAGCCAAAUUACCGCUUUAUUAUCUCCACCCCCUGGUUAAACCUCACCAGUGGGAUAACGGAGCCCUCCGCUGGAAAGCUCCUUUCCCAAGUGUUUACUGACCUGUACUGAAGCUCAGGUUUGCCUUGCUGCCCUGCCCUGGAAGUCUUCCCUCUGGUCCUCUUCCUACCAGUCACCAGAGGCUGACGUCCCACGCUGCUUCUCACGCCUCCCCUCAAGUGCUGCAGACGGGUUCCCCCACCGUCUCUUCAGCCUCUGUCUCGUGACGCAGCUCCAUAGCUCAUCUGGCAGAACACGAGACUCUUAAUCUCAGGGUCCUGAGUUUGAGCCCCACAUUAGGCAAAAGAUUCCUGCAUUGAAAGGGGUUGGACUAGAUGGACCUUGGAGAACCCCUGUCUCACUGUACAAUUCUAUGAUUCUAAGUCUUCUGCCACUAAGGCACUCCACCUGCCUCUCAGGUCUUCCUCUGCUUCCUUUGAUUCUCUGCUGUUUUCUUCUGGCUGACGCCAGCUAACUAACUCCUUUCUCCCCAGCUCCUGGCUAUAUAUACCAUUCUUCUGGCCCCUCUUAGUCCAGCUCCAGCCAAUCACACUGUCUAACUGAAAAUUCCAAACCUGAACCCACCAAUUGAAAUAUGAGUCCCUUCAAACCUUGUUAUUCGUAAUGAGAAUUCUGACACCAGCUGUCAGUUAAGGCCCCAAGUGACAGUUAAACGAACUUCUGCUGGACCAGAGAGAAGACUUCCCACACCAAAUGCAUUGCAAUGCAGUUUACAAUGCAGAUGUCGGAAGACAUGACACAAUACCUGUUAAAGCUUAUAUCAAAUGGAUAGGAUUUCGGCAUGAAGGAAAAGGAAAAAGUUACAGAAGUCGGCCAAGUCCUCUUCAGAUGUUCACACAUCUUGGGUGGUAAUCAACUACAUUUUACUCCGAAUAGACUCAUUGGAAAUAAUGCCUCAAACUUAGCCAGGAUUGUUAAUUUCAGUGGGUCUACUCUGAGUAAAACUUAGUUGAACACCACCUGUUGGAUUCCACCAUACCAAUCGCAGACUCACAACUAACUCAAGUCCAAGCAAAAUCUGACUGACUGCGCAAAUUCGGUCUCUUCCACCAAGAGCUCCCUGCUGAUGAGCAGAGAUUUGGCAGUGGGCUGUGGGAGAAUCAUGUAGUCCAACCUCCUGCAAUGCUCUUGUGGUCCCUUCCAACUCUACAAAUUCUAUGUUUGUGGCAGUGGCCCAAAGGGCCACAAUCAAUGCAAUAAUGUGUAUCCCUGUAAAUCCUUGAGUAUGCUUCUGAUAGAGAAGUUAUGGUAGCCUGUCACUUUAAGAAACUGCUGAUUCUGCAAGUUGCCCCCCCCCCCAAUUGGGGCAGAAAUACAGCUAAUAUGUAAAUCACAAAGAUACAGCAUAAAGCUAGAACAUACGUUGCUAAAUGAUGCAAAUGGCUACACGUAACACAGGUUCCCAACGUGCACACUAACACAAUGUAUUCAUGCAGGGUCAUAGCAGAACACUGUGGGAAUCAGAGCUUAGUCAGCAGAAACAGCCAAUGCUUACGCAUAUGAUUAGCCUAACAACUUAAAUGAGGUAAUGAUGUAUAUAAUUGGUGGAAAUUGAAAUGCUUUCUUUGAAACUUUAUAAAUACCACUGCCCGAACCACUGGGAGGGACUGCAACCUUAGCAGAGCUAUCCCAUUGUAACCUAUUGCUUUGCAGUAAGCAACGCUGGACUCCUAACUCCUCUCGUUUCUGAGUUUUAUUGGCGUAAACUCAGGAGAUAAGCUGUUUUCUGGCAUACUUCAUGUUUAGUUGGAAUCUCCUUUCUUGUAACUUGAAUCUAUGGGUUCGAGUCCUCACCUCCACAGUUUACUAGAUGGUAUUAGAUUGGCCUGAUCACUGCAGAUGGUGACAGCAGCCACGAAAUUAAAAGACGCCUGCUUCUUGGGAGAAAAGCAAUGACAAACCUAGACAGCAUCUUAAAAAGCAGAGACAUCACCUUGCCAACAAAGGUCCGUAUAGUUAAAGCUAUCGUUUUCCCAGUAGUGAUGUAUGGAAGUGAGAGCCGGACCAUAAAGAAGGCUGAUCGCCAAAGAAUCGAUGCUUUUGAAUUAUGGUGCUGGAGGAGACUCUUGAGAGUCCCAUGGACUGCAAGAAGAUCAAAUGCAUCCAUUCUUAAGGAAAUCAGCCCUGAGUCUCACUGGAAGGACAGAUCCUGAAGCUGAGGCUCCAAGACUUUGGCCACCUCAUGAGAAGAGAAGACUCCCUGGAAAAGACCCUGAUGUUGGGAAAGAUGGAGGGCACAAGGAGAAGGGGAUGACAGAGGGCAAGAUGGUUGGACAGUGUUCUUGAAGCUACCAGCAUGAGUUUGACCAAACUGUGGGAGGCAGUGGAAGACAGGAGUGCCUGGUGUGCUAUGGUCCAUGGGGUCACGAAGAGCCGGACACGACUAAACGACUAAACAACAACAACAUUAGAUUGGCCUAGGACUGCUGGGAGCUGCUGUUCAGAACACACCAGGUUGGCAAAUCCACUGCCAGGUUCUCUCUCUCUCUCUCUCUCUCUCUCUCUCUCUCUCUCUCUCUCUCUCUUUCUCUCUCUCUCUCUCUCCUUAUCUUACCUUGCUGGAUUGUUGGGAUAUAUGAUGGAAACUUUGUGCACUGUGUUAUGGGAGCAAAUGCUGGCAAUAACCAAUCCCUCUGUCGUCUUGGCUGCCGUCAAGCAGGUUUCUACACGUUCAACCACACCGACUGCUGGUUCUCCCCGCUGCACCCUUGCUUCGAUGGGCUCAAUGGGGAGCUGGCCCAUGCCUUCCUCCCUCCCCGCGGCGAGAUCCACUUCGACAAUCAUGAAUUUUGGAUUCUGGGACGCUCCCGCUUCAGCUGGAAGCAAGGUACUGUGCACAAAGUAGCGCCUACACGUUUUGGUGAGGGCAAGAGAGUGGAUGGUUUUUGCUAUGGGUUGAGGAACCAAAUGUGGCCCCCGGGCCUCUCUAGCUGGCCCUUGGAGAGGAGGCCACGCCCCCUCUCUGCAGACCACAACUCUCCAACUGUCUCAAAUGUCUUUGCCUGUCUGAACUGUGAUAUUGCCUCUGACUUACCUGAACGGAAGGAGUCUCUGUAUGUAGAAACACUUGACUUUAGUGUGGCUUGAAUGCACCUUACUGUACAAAGCAGGGGACACAUUCACCCCAUGUCAACUCUACAGGGGCUGCAUCCAGCAGUGAAUGUGGCCACUGGCUCUUGCACAGACACUCAGACACGCAGCCCACCCGCUGACCCCAUGCAGAUCUGUUGAGGGGAGGGUUGAGGGCUGGAACCUAACAACACCACUAUUUUGAAAUAUUAAGUGGUAUAUUAAUGCCUUCCAAUAAACACAUUUGGAAGCCUAAAGGUUCUCCAUCCCUCUCAGAAGAGAGUGAGACUGGUGGGAUGUUGUUCCAGAGGUUCCUAUAACUUUCUGCAUGGGCUUUUAUUUGGAGCUGGCCUGCGGAGAUGCCAGGCAAAGGUGGCAGAGGAAUUCUGGUCCUCUUCUUCUUUUUCUCUUGCCUUCUCUCUUUGGCAGGCGUCUGGCUGAAUGACCUGGUGCAAGUAGCAGCUCACGAGAUUGGCCAUGCCCUGGGGCUCUGGCACUCCCGGGAUGCCCGCGCCCUCAUGCACCCCAAUGCCACCUACAGUAGGACGUGGCGCAUUGGCCAGGAUGACGUCUGGGCCAUACAGCGGCUGUACGGUGAGGAGCACACCUGGCAGGCGGUUCCAAACCAGUAAGCUCCAACAUCUGGUACCAGUAGACUUCCCUGUUCAGCUUGGGAGCACCUGCACUGCUACGGGGCAACUGUGCGGAGAUUGUCACUCCUUUGCUCAUGCCUCACCUUUUCUCGGGUGCUGAAACGGGAUGGGCUGCCCCCAGUUUCACAAUAUGUACACUAUACAAUAUGUAGGAUAAGCACAUGGACAAUUCACAACAGCUGUUAUUGGUGGUAAUAAUAUAACCCUCCUAGAUUAGCUCUGUAGUGGAUUUGUUAAAUUGUACAAGCAGGCAGCUGUAGGCCAGAGGCAGAGAGAGUCAGCAAUCCAGCUCACAGUCUUAUGCAGCUGUUUCUGUUAUCAGAAUCCUUUUAGCAAACUUCCCCAGCCCACCUCCAAACUCCAGUUUCGAUUUCUACCCAAAUGCAAACUUGUUUCAUCCCUCUCAUUUUUUAAAAAAUAAUAUUUAUUACUUUUCCAAAAAUUUAAACACUAAAAAGACACAAUACAAUACAAUACAAUACAAUACAAUACAAUACAAUACAAUACAAUACUAUACAAUACAUUAAACUAACAGAACAAAACAAAAACAAUAAAAUAAAUCAAACAAUUUCAUUAUCCCAUCUUUCAUUCACUUAUUUCCACGACCUCCUCACACCUCCCUUUUUGUAUUCCACUUCUGUUAAUUAUUUCAGCAAUUCCUUUCCAUCUUCCUCUGUUUUCUAUCCUAUAAUUAUCUUAACUCAUUCUAACCUUAUUUUUUCCUUUAAUGCUCUAUUAAUCUAUUUAUACUUAAUUCCUUAUAACGUUUCUACUAAAGCCAUGUAACUCUCAGCCCUUAAUCUGAGCCUGAUUUUCAGCUCCAGUUUAGGCAGGAAGGGGCAAUGCCUCUACAGCUGGUCUGGGCAGGUUGAUGGCCUGUUUUGGACUAGGUUGCAAGAAGGCUUUGAAUAGUAUGUCUACAACUCCUGUUGGGCCAGAGCUAAAAGACGGCACUUGUGAGUUUGGAUGACCACAGAGGAGCAGUCAUGCUAGUCUGCUGUAGCAAAAAAUAUUGUGGCACCUUACAGCCAGACAGGUUUAUUAUGGUUUUAUAGACCAUAGUCCACUUCAUCCAAUCCAGGACGGCUACAUUCUCUCUCCACUGUCAGAGCCUCUGAGUACCAGUUGCUGGAUAUCUCGAGUCAGGAAUGGUUGCACUCAGGUUCUUUGCAUUGAGACAUCUGGUUGGCCACUGUGAGAACAGGAUGCAGGAGGACUUGAUGGGCCUUUGGUCUGAUCAAGCAAGGUUCAUUUUCUUAUCUUAAGCUGGCAGGUGUUAUAUACACACAGGUGUAGAGAAAAACAACUCAAACAGUGAAGGCAAGUGAAAAUGAAAUGUAAGGAUUUCAUCAAAGCUUAAAUGUGUGCAAAAAUAAGAACUGCGAGUUAAUCAACAUUUGUAGUGAGAUGGAAAACUGUGAUCGCUAUUUAAGCCAGAAUUGACAGAAAUGAAUUUCUUCAUAUAUUUUAAUUCAGCUCCUCUACCCUUGCAACUUGAAACCUCCUCUGCUCCCUGAAGCCAGAUCUGUUUCAACCAGGGUCUAGACACAGCUGCUUUACGUGUGAUUCCCCCCCUCCUCAAUUUGCAGGCUGUGUGGAUGAGAAGAGGCAGUGCCAGCUGUGGGCCAAAAAAGGUUUCUGCACACACCGACGGCGAGCCUUCAUGAAGAAGCACUGCCCCAGGAUCUGUAAUGCCUGCUUUGGUGAGACUGGGAGCUGCUUGCUGCUCUUGCUCUGCAGCGGGCUCUCUGUUUUUUUUUUGAAGGGGGGAGUGACGGUUUGUUGUGCAAGAGCUCCAAAUCAGCUUCAAUUGCGUAACCUGAAUUUGAAUCCCACCCCAAAAUAGCAACAGUCAUUUCUGUCUCUUUCUUACAGAGCACCUUGCGGCCACCACCGCCUCCUCCCUGCCUGUUCGUCCGUCGCGCGUUCACACCAGAUACAUUUCCAAGGGCAAAGUCAUCACCUUCCGCUGUGGACUCAACUCUUCCAGGUUGCACUUGCAAGCCAGGUGAGAACCCCUGUGUGUAUUCUCAAGCAGACUCUGCAACACUGGCCAGUGCGGUAAAUAAUAUUUGCCUCCUGACCUGAGCACGGUGCAUGUUUCUUUUAGAGCUCUGGAGAAGUAAGUGUGGUGAUCACACAGGGCCCCCGGACGUUUCACAGUCUAUUGACCCUGUGCCACCACUGUGGUUGCUUUCUUCGCUGCCACCACCCCGCUUCUCACGGGGACACACGGAGUCCAGACAGUUGUUAACAUAAACAAAUAAUCAAGUUUAUUUUUAAAUGCAGGAAUAAGCGUAUGGUUUCGGUUUAUUUUUCUCUUGUCAGUUUCUUAAAUCUUAGUUCCUACAACUUCAAACUGAAUUAUUCCCAACUAUCUAUCUAACUCCCUAACAAUUCCUCUCACUCUCUCACAAUACAACUCAACCAACCCACUGCGUAUUCCACCCUCUUCCUUCUCCAGCCCAAGCCUCAACUCCCAACUGACAACCCUCAACCCUCAACUCCCAACUCCCAAACCUCAACUGCCAACUCCCAAACCUCAACUGUCUUUUCAAAACCUCCCACUCUAUCUUUUACUCCCCCCUUGCAUUCUCACUGGCCAAUCACAUAACACCCAUUUUUAACUCUUUCCUUGAUGCAUCCUAGGGGCAAACGCCACAGUAAGAAACCCUGUGAUUUCUCUCCCACCCUGCCCAAAAGGCUGCAGCAAUCCAGCCACCUGCCCACCUCCCUAACCCAACUUCUCUCUGUGGCCAGUGGGACAAUAUGGUGGGCAUGAGGUUGGGGUGGUAGGCAGCAGGGUUGUAGGCAAGAUAUAGGAGAGACAUCUCCCUUCACUGCAUGCUAAGAGCACAGUCCAAAAUAUGUUCCAAAACAUUUAAAGCAAGCAUGGGAACCUUUUGUUAUAAGAAUUCUAAGGUCCCAAAUAUAAAAUAAAUGUUCAUAAAUGUACAAGGCAAGCACAUUCAUACCGGUAAGAAUAUAAACCACGGUGUCUGAAAUAGUACAGGAGAGCAAUCCUGAAGCCAUUUUGACUCUCCCAAACCAUUUUGAUUACAGGUAGGUAGCUGUGUUGGUCUGCUGUAGUCGAAACAAAAUAAAAAAAUUCCUUCCAGUAGCACCUUAGAGACCAACUAAGUUUGUUAUUGGUAUGAGCUUUUGUGUAUCUGAAGAAGUGUGCAUGCACACAAAAGCUUAUACCAAUGACAAACUUAGUUGGUCUCUAAGGUGCUACUGGAAGGAAUUUUUAAAUUUUGUUUAAACCAUUUUGACUCCCAAAUUGUCCUCAAUAUAUUUCUCUGGAAGGAGGGAGAAAAUGGGGAAAGCCUUCCCUUUGUCUUUUUGCUUACAAAUCCUGUCUUAAGGGCAUAUUUGUGUAUGAACAGGGUAAGCUUGUGACCUGUAUUCAAAAACUAAAAGUAUUAACCAUCACAAAAGAAUGGCCAGACUACCCAGGUAAAGCAAUCAGUGACCAUUAAUAGGUAUCCUGGCAGACAGGAUUUCUGCUGUAGACUGCCUCCUUCUGUGAUGUAUGUAUGAUGUUUAAGGGGGUGGUGGUCUUGAGCUACAGGGUGGGCAAUUUCAAAAGUCUAUAUAAGGGCUUGCAUGCCAGUGUUCAGGGUUCCCUUCUCCCUCCUGUGUGUGGUGAAUGGGGACCCUAUUGAAACAGUUUAAUAACAGGCUUACUAGCCGCUUUGCUUCUCAACAUUCUCUGGUUGGCCUCUGUUAUUUUCUCCCACCAAUAGGGAACCCACUUAAGGACUCUAUAUAGGCUCUUGGAUACCCCAGAAGGGAAAAAGAGCAGUUUUUUCCUAUAACGCUUUGUUCCCAGGGCGGCAUUCCCCUGGGGCUACAUUCUGGCGGUGGCCAGGACUGAACCCCAAAGUGCAGGAGGCCAGACAGGAAGUGACCACGGCAUCCCCUUCCCCCUCUCUGCCAUCCCCGUCCCCCCUACACUUGCAUGGAAUUAGGCCAAGGACCACAUGGAAUUUUGUCAACGGCCACGUGUGGUUCUUGGGUCACGGGUUGUCUACCCCUGAUUUAAAUUGAUGGUACUCUCACACCCCUGCCAAACUUUAUGAUGGGAUUCAUAGAAUCAAAGAUUUGUAAGGAACUCCAAGGAUCAUCUUGUCGAACCCCCUGCAGUGCUGGAACAUGAAUCCGUAUGAAGAUCGAACCUGCAACCUUGGCUUUAUCAGCACCACACUCUAACCAACUAAGCCCAGGGGUCAGCAAACUUUUUCAGCAGAGGGCCGGUCCACUGUCCCUCAGACCUUGUGGGGGGCUGGACUAUGUUUUGGAGAAGAAAAAUGAACGAAUUCCUAUGCCCCACAAAUAACCCAGAGAUGCAUUUUAAAUAAAAGCACAUAUUCUACUCAUGUAAAAACACACUGAUUCCCAGACCGUCCGCGGGCUGAAUUUAGAAGGCGAUUGGGCCAGAUUUGGCCCCCGGGCCUUAGUUUGCCUACCCAUGAACUAAGCUAACUGGUCUUUGCUUGCUGUCACUUAUGGCAAGUGUUAAGGUCUUAUUGUUUAAUAAGUUAUUGGUUAAUAUAAGGCAAGGUUACUCACUUUGCAGGUCCAGAGCAGGACACUGUUAGCCUGCUCAUAGAUGAACACACAGCAAUGUAGGAAAACGAGAGUAGCCACAAGCUAAAGGGUGGAGUGUUCGCUCCAACCCACAAGAACUGGAGACAAUAUUUAACUCGCAAUUACCAGUUACUGCAGUGAGCACCAGACCUCAACAUUAUCACAUGUGGAUAAGUCCCUAAUGAAACAAGGCGCUGUUAGGUGACAGAGUACAUAUGGGAGGGUAAUCCCACAUUUCCCUAGCCUGAAGUAGGGAAGUUUGCCAUACUAGCAUGUGAAAUGCAGAGGAGCAAAUGCAUGUUGAAAUAUACUUGGAGUCGAGAAUGGAUUUCAUGCUCUUUAUUCAGCUCAUUUAUUCAGCGAGGAAUGGAAGUUCCCCCAAAACGUCUGCUUUAUAUACAUUAUUUACACAAUGGGCCCCACGUGAUUGGCUAAUUCCGGGAUUCUCCUGUAGGCCAAUCAGGUUGCGGAUUCACUUCCACCUGGAGCUGGAUUGGGUGGCUCCUGCGGACCAAUCAGACUGCUGCAUUUUGGAUCCUAUUCAACUCAGUACAUAACAGAUGUGGUUUUGGUGAGGAUGCAAAUUGUGGGGCUGAGCUAGUCUCCUCCCUCUGACUCCUGCCUUUUCCCACUUCCAGCUGGUAUAAAGAUGGAGAGCCUCUCUCUCACUCGCUGCCAGGCUUCGAAUUGCUGCCCAGCCAGGAUCUGCGAGUCGUCGCCACUGAGUUCAGCGAAGGGAGGUACGCCUGUUUGAUCCGCCAUGGCAGCAGGACUCUCCGGGUUAAUUCCUGGCAGAUAAAGCUCAAGCCCAGAAGUCCUUUGCCUCCCACAAUGGGCGCACAGGGGAGAGCAUGAACAGGAGCAGCAUUGUGUGAGGUGUGUUUGUAGUCCUAGCUGGCUUGGCACUACCCACAUGGACCUGGCAUGGCAUCAGUCAGUCAGCCACUGCAGACUCUGGUCUGGACUCACCUGCUCUGUUGCCAGAUAUCUUGAUUCGGGAGGUCCUGUGGGGAGUAACAUGUCCAGAUUUUGGUACAGAACCUGGAUGAUGUGUUAUUUGUCUUUUGAACCCACUGGGUUUUCACCUAAUCACAUCCAGAGGCAAUAAGUUGAGUGUGUGUUGUCCCACUAAUUUGGGGACAGGGUUAGAGUCACCUCAAGAUUGUACCUGAGGCCUUCUGCAUGCAGAGCAGAUUCUCUGCUAUUGAGUCUCACAACUCUUGCCACUUAAAAAACCUGUUGAAGCCAACAUUAUUCCAAGACCUGCAGCAGAGGUGGGGAACUUGUGGUCUGCCUGAUCUUGUUGGGCUCCAAUUCCCAUCAGCCCCAGCCAGCUUGCCUAAUGGUCAGGGAAGAUGGGAAUUGGGAGUCCAACAACAUAUGGAAGGCCACUGGUUCUCCAUGUGUGUGCUAUCCCUGAGAAAAAAAUACUUCAUUUCAGUACACAGAGCAAUCCCCAAGCCAUCUAGGCUCAUUUUGGAAAACUUUUCCCAAUAGUUGUUUCACUCACAAAUUCUUCAAAUCCUGUUAAUAGAUAAACCUCUGCAAAACUGGUCUGGCAAGUAUUUGUUAAAGCCAAAGCAGACCGACUGAAAGAGCAUCUUCUGUCUAUAAAUAGGUAUUUACCAUUUCAAAGGAAUGGACCAGACUAGCAAGGAAAGACAAUCAGCAAAUAUUAUCUUGACAGACAGGAGACAAGCUACACUCUCAAAUUUCUGUUGUUGACCGCCUUUUUCUGUGAUGCUUGUAUGAUGCUUUUGGGUGGCCUUUAGCUAAGGGGCUGGGCAAUAUCUAAAGCCUUUAAAAGUUAUUACGCUCCUUUGUUCAGGUCCUCACAUCCUUGCAAGGGACUCUGUUGCAACAGAAAAUUAAAGAUCUUCCUUUUAAAAUUUCUGCUGGUUCCUGCCUCCACUCAUGUUUCUCUGACAGACUUGGGGGACACUGAGUCCCUUGAUGGAGAGUUGGGCUGUAAAUGCCAACCCCAUCCCCCCCCCAUGCCAGGAAUCGGGGCCUCCUUCUCCAUGCCAAGCAGAGCUCCGGCUUUUGCCCUAUGGAAUCCUCCCAUGAACACUGCCAAUCUUCAUUUGCCCUCUCUAUGGGCUUGUCCAUGGCAACUUCUGGAAUUGGGCUGCCUCACACCUGUAUUGCCUGAGGACAAUCGUCAUUUACCUCCAGUCCUUGAGAAACAGGUAGGCAGCUCAGGUCCCCAUUUUGAUUAGGAAUUUAUAGGCUUUGGGAAGCUUCUGAGUUCCUAGAGAAAUUACACUGGCUUUUUCAGCUGGCAGAUGAAGACUUAUUUGUUCUUACAGGAUCUGGGAACUGACUGUUUUUUAAGGAAUGGGC